UAGCGAUUCACCCAGCCCCAUCUGACUAUUUGUCUAUCUCUCAUUCUCUCCCGUGUCUCAGCCUCCCAGCCUCACGAGUCACGCCGUCGUCCACUCACCGUCCGGCCAUCCCAGACUCCCUCAUCGUCAGUCCGUCACCAUCCCAGACUCCCAGUCUGUCUCUGCCGGCUGCGGCUCUGCCUCUCCGCCGUCUCUACCUCUCUGGUCGUCCCCAUCUCUGCCUCUCUUGUCGGCUGCGACUCAUCCCAGUCUGCUGUCACCGGCUGCUGCUCUGCGACUCUGCCAGAUAUCCAGUAAAAUCGUAAAACAUGAAGAUUGUUCGCAGAGACCUCAUCCCCAAAGGCCCCGGCAGCGUCAAGAUGGUUGCUGAAGAAGCAGAUGAUUUGUGGAUUGCCUAUAAUUUGAUAGGCGAGGGUGACACUGUUUUAGCUUCUACUUUUAGGAAAGUUUUAAGGGAAGAUGCCUCGGGAGGAAGAGAAGCAGAACGACUAAAAUUAAAAUUACAGAUAAAAGUUGAGGCUGUGGAGUAUGAUAAAGAAGAUUCUACCUUGCGUAUACGUGGGAAGAACAUCCUGGAGAAUGAACAUGUAAAGAUUGGUGCAUUUCACACACUAGAAAUUGAGCUUCACAGACCUUUCGUUUUGGGGAAGGACGUUUGGGACUCACUUGCUUUGGAGGCUCUUCGUCAAGCUGCUGAUCCUGCUGCAAGUGCUGACCUGGCUGUGGUUUUGAUGCAAGAGGGCUCGGCACAAAUUUUUCUAAUUGGUAAAAGUGUAACAAUUUCUCGUUCUCGGAUAGAGACUUCUAUUCCUCGGAAGCAUGGCCCUGCUAUAGCUGGUUAUGAUAAAGCUCUGACCAAGUUCUUCAAUAAUGUUGUAGAUGCUUUCCUUAAGCAUAUUGAUUUCAACGUGAUUCGUUGUGCUGUGAUUGCAAGUCCAGGAUUCACAAAGGAUCAAUUUCAUCGUCACUUGCUGUUAGAAGCAGAGAGGAAGCAACUGAGACCUAUAAUAGAGAACAAAUCACGGAUAAUUCUUGCACAUACUACCUCGGGAUAUAAGCAUAGUCUGAAAGAAGUUCUAGAUGCCCCCAACGUAAUGAAUAUGAUUAAAGAUACAAAAGCUGCAAAAGAGGUACAAGCCCUCAAGGAUUUCUUCAACAUGCUUUCAAAUGACCCUGAUCGUGCAUGCUAUGGACCAAAACAUGUGGAAGUUGCUCAUGAGCGAAUGGCUAUCCAAACACUUCUCAUCACAGAUGAAGUCUUCAGGAACUCUGAUGUAGCAACGAGACAAAAAUAUGCCUAUUUGGUGAAUGCGGUGAAGAGUUCGGGGGGAACGACACACAUCUUCUCCUCUAUGCAUGUCUCUGGAGAACAACUGACGAUGAUGAGUGGUAUUGCUGCAAUCCUUCGGUUUCCAUUGCCCGACCUAGAUGACAUAGAAAUGUGAUGGAAUGGAGGAAGGAGUGCUUAAUCACAUUAUUCUGUCUCCAUUACAUUGAUGUGAGAUUCCUCAAAGAGAGCUUAGUAGGUGAUGGUUGAAUACAUAUACUUCCCAUUCGCCUUAUAUUACAAAAUGGAUUACUUGUAUUGUACUCUAUGUAUAUAGUCUUCACAAGAACAGAGCUAUCUUCUUCAAUUCAUAAGCAAAUGGGAUUUGGGUAUUUGAUAUACCGCGUCAUUUGGCAUCUCAGAUCACUCAAAUGGAAUAAUAUUUCUGUCACAUUUUUUAAAAGUUUAGUGUAGGUGAAGACACCAUCACAUUUUGUAGAUGUGCUUUUAGUUUGAAUAAAAGUAUUUUUUGUACAAGUAGAUGUGAU
This is a messenger RNA of Ipomoea nil (Japanese morning glory), 1815 nucleotides long. RefSeq names its product protein PELOTA 1. Gene Ontology annotation, biological process: ribosome disassembly; nuclear-transcribed mRNA catabolic process, no-go decay; RNA surveillance. The transcript is spliced from 17 exons. The coding region runs from base 309 to 1445 and encodes 378 amino acids. Gene Ontology annotation, cellular component: cytoplasm. The record is from RefSeq and is a predicted model, not a curated record. NCBI's taxonomy places the organism in Eukaryota, Viridiplantae, Streptophyta, Magnoliopsida, Solanales, Convolvulaceae.